AUGGAGCCAAGAAGGGGAAAUUCAAGUCCUUUAUCGGCGGAACUUGAAAUUGUUGUUCAUUGGACGAAGCAAGAUAUGGCAGAAUCAAGUGAAUCUGGUUCAUCUUCUUGUUCGGAGCAAAAUAGGAACCAGAAUAAGUGGCAACCUUCCCUUAUUUUGCUUGACGAACCGAAUAAAGUAAAGCACCAGUUACGUUUGGAUCUUCUUAAGGCUGCACUUGAAGGAGACACUGAGGAAGCUGAAAGACUGAUUAAUGAUAAUUCUUCAAUGAGUCUAUCGAGUGCCGCUAUCACAGAAGGACAAGAGACAAUUUUUCAUGUAGCUGCAGGAGCAAAACAAACUGACUUUGUGGAGAAGAUGAUUAAAUUGAUGGCAAAUUAUAAUGACCUCAAGCUGCAAAACGAAAAAGGAAACACUGCCUUCUGUUUUGCUGUUAUGGCUGGGAGUAUAUCAGUUGCUGAGAAAAUGUUGGAAAAGGACUACAGCCUGUUGGAAAUCCGUGGUGGGGAACAGUUGACUCCACUGUAUUUAGCUGCAUUGUUCGGACAAAGGGAUAUGGCAUUAUUUUUAUACCGUCAGCAUUAUAAAAAUAAGGGAAUAUUGACUGGCGAGGACAAAAAACAAAUAUUUUUUGCAAGCAUUGAUACUACCUUAUACGAUCUUGCAUUGGAAUUGCUACAAGUUGAUAAUGAAAAUGAACUGGCUAUGACUUCUUACCUGCAUAGGGAGGCUAUUUUGACACCGUUGCAUAAACUGGCUUUGACGCCCUUGCAUAUGUUGGACCAAAGUAGCAGAAGUGACUUAUUAAAUCAGGCUCUAGAGUUGGUUAAACUUCUUUGGGAGAAAAUAUUGGAAAAAAUGGGUGACCAAGUCUGGAGUUACUUUGAUGAACAUAGAGAAUUAUUGUUCGAUGCAGCUCAUUUAGGGAACUUCAAAUUCUUAGCUGAACUCAUCCGCCUUUAUCCUGAUCUGGUUCAUCAAAAGGAUGAUCAGCAGCGCACUAUCUUUCACAUUGCAAUUAUGUAUCGUUACGGUGAUUUAUUCCAAUUAAUUCAUAAGAUAGGCUUUAACAAACAGUUGAUAGCAACUUAUUUAGAUAAGGAUAACAAUAGCUUAUUACAUCUAGCUGCAAAAUACCCAAAUCCAAAGCUGGUCAACUCUAUGUCGGGUGCAGCUUUAGAAAUGCAGCGAGAGUUGCAGAUAUUCAAAGAUGUUGAAUUGCUGGUAAUGCCUUCAUAUAGAGAGUUGCAGAACAGAAAUGGCAAAACACCACGUGAGUUGUUCACUAGUACACAUGAAGAUUUGUUGAAAAACGGAGAACAAUGGAUGAGAACCACAGCUAGCCAAUGCAUACUUGUUGCAACAAUCAUCGCUACUAUAGUUUUUCCGGCGACUUCCAAACUAUCCGGAGGUUACAAUGAUAAGGGCAUACCUAUUCAUCAAAGAAAUAUUGUGGAUCGUGUUUUUACCAUGACAGAUGGAAUUACAUUAUCUUUUUCUUCGAUUUCAAUACUACUGUUCUUGUCCAUACUUACAUCCCGUUUUGCAGUAAAUGAUUUUUACAAAUCAUUACCACUUAAGUUGGUGGCUGGACUCUUAACGCUGCUCAUAUCUAUAGCAGCCAUGAUGCUAGCUUUCAUUCCAAGCUUUUUCAUGGAUUAUGAUCACCGUACAUCAAACGUAAUCCCUAUUCUUGGUACUGUGUCAUGGAUGCAGUUGGUCUUUGAGCUCAAGGAAAUAAUGGAUUUAUGGCUGCUGAUAUUGGGCGUUUUCUAUGUGGUCAAGCUUUUUCUGACACAAAUGGAAGCAAAGAAGGUUAACUGUCCUAUCUGGACCUAUUAUAUCUGCAAGAGGGGGCCUUCUUCUUUCUUGAAGAGCUGUGCCAAUGUGCUGGUGUAUGCAGAUACUGGUGCAAUUCUUUCUUCUCAAGGCAUAUCACCAUUGUUCCAAACUGGAAAUUCUGGUGGGCCAGAUAAAUUCAAAUUGCCAGCUGUUGUUAUCCUUGCAUCAUCUGAUUGGUAA
Mangifera indica (mango) is the source of this 2022-nucleotide messenger RNA. RefSeq lists its product as uncharacterized. Gene Ontology annotation, molecular function: protein binding. Bases 1 to 2022 code for a protein of 673 amino acids. The transcript is spliced from 6 exons. The record is from RefSeq and is a predicted model, not a curated record. Lineage: Eukaryota; Viridiplantae; Streptophyta; Magnoliopsida; Sapindales; Anacardiaceae.